AUGGCAGAAGUCCAAGCCCGCGGAAGCGGGACAAGAGGUCGCGGAGGCUUCAGAGGCGGCAGAGGCGGUUUUCGAGGCGGUCGCAACCCCAGCAGAUCACAACACAAAGCAGACAAUGAGCAGGAGAACAUCCCUCCCGCCUCUGUAGAUGAUCAGGGCGAGGUCGGCGAACUGAAGAAGAAAUUUGGAGAGAAGCUUCCAUUGUUGAAAGAGAUUUGUCCCGGCUGGAGCGACGAGGAUCUAGUCUACGCGCUGCAGGAAACUGACGGCGACGUCGAUGCCGCUGUUGACCGGAUCUCCAGUGGCACGAUCUCGCAAUGGGGCGAAGUCAAGAAGAAACACCCCAAGCCGAAAGAAGCCCCUACGGUUUCAACCGAGUCGGGCACACGAGGCCGCGGACGUGGCGCCUUUGAAAGUCGAGGAAGAGGUCGCGGUGCAGAACGCGGCGCUAGAGGCGGCCGCGGCUCUAAAUCAGUUGCCCACACGAACGGCACCAAGAAGACAGACGACUGGGACACUGGCGCUUCGGCUCAGGCUGCUGAAGCUGCUGCUACAUGGGACAGUGCUCCGGCCAAUGGUGAGACGACGUCGGCGAACGAAGAUUGGGCAAACGACCCGGGCAAAGAUGCUCUAGCAUCUCUCCAGACUGAGGAGCCCAAGCCUGCAUCCGCGGCAGCGCCGUCCACCGCGAAGCCCGGAGGAUGGGCAGGGCUGUUUGCCAAGCCAGCACCAGCGCCCAAGAAGUCUCCAGCACCACCUCCUCCAGCUGCGCAGCCUGAACAAUCCCCGGCCGAGGCUGAAGCUCGUGUCCAAGAGACGGCUCCUACCGAGUCGAUCUUGCUUCCACCCAUUGAGCCAGCCCCCAGCGAAGGAGGACCAAGUGAGCUGCCAUCUGCACCUCAUUCCGAGACAGGAAAAGAUCUGACACCACCAAAAGAUGAACUUACAGAAAAGAAUCUGGAGAAGUUGCCUGACUCUUCCCAUCCACAUCCCUCAGCCACUGCUGCUAGCACAGUCGCAACUACUCAGGAUCCGCUCGCCUCGAUCGAUGCUUCGAAGCCUGCCGUUCGACCGGGCAUUUCCGGUUAUGCUGCUACCGCCCUGAAGGCGACUUCGGGAACUGGUCGAGCCGCUAGCUACGCUAGGAAGGUCAUGGAGCAACAUGAGGCGGUGGUCAUGCCGGGCCAUCAUGCAGUCGAAAAGGCGGCUGUUCAGUUCGGCAAGUUGGGACUAGGAGUUCCGGACGAUGUGGAUGUGGAUGAGGACCGAGAGGAGCCGGAGACACGAACCCAGCUUCCAGACGACUCGCCGGCUGCUCCCCGAGCGUCACUGCCACCAUCUCUCCCAGAAACCCAGCAAGGACCGGCUGCUCCACCGACUCAACCUGCGGCGGAUGUCCAGGCCUCGCUAGGACGGCAAGCACCAGGUCUCCCUCCUGUGCCCCAGCAAGCGCAAGAGCCGUCGCCACAGUCCUCUUUGGCAUACGCGGAUCAAUAUAGGUACGGUCAAGGUCAGAAACCGUAUGAUCCUUUCGGUCAACAACCUCCAACCGCACAGCCUCCAACACAGGCCCAAGAACCGUUCUCCAACCAAGUCCCCAGCCAGCCUGGCGCUGCUCCCUCGCAAAACGAUUAUUCCGCCUACUAUGGACGUGAUGCGUACAACUACUAUGGUGCCUACGGUCACGGGCACGAAGCUCAGCGAGCUGGAAGCACCUUCGGUACCUCCGCUCCUGAUACACAGGGUCAAUAUGCCACUGCACGUCCUCAGCAAGCGUUGGGUCAACAAGAUGCUCCAGGCAGUGGAAACAACACUCCGAUUCCCACCGGGCCCUCCUCUCACCAGGCUCAACCUUCUGGCCAUGUGCAACAAACCCAGGGUCACGGAUACCCAGGUUACGGCUAUCCGAAUGCUUACAGCCAGCAAUAUCCCCAAUACGGGGCAUCCUACGUGAACCAAGUGAACCAAGUGAAUCAUCGUUAUGGCUCGAGCCGUCCUAUGUUUGAUGAUGUCCGUCGUCAAGACAGCGACUAUUAUCCCAGCCAAUACAACUACCCGCAGCAGAGCCAUUAUGGUGCUGGAUACAAAUCCAACAUGUAUGGUCAACCCCAGCAGGGCUACUCGUACGACCAGGCCUCAUCGCCUGCCACGGCCAACACUUUUGGGCGCGAAGGAAGUUACGGGCGAAGUGGGUCCGUUCAACCUUCUGAGGCUCAACCGACUGCGGCGGGCAGUACGGGCUUCGGUGGCGUUCCUGAUCCCUUUGGUCGGACUUCUUCCGGGUUUGGACAGACCCAACAGCACGCUGCUCAUUCAGGCGGUGAUGAUCCUGCCAAGGGACCUGGACCAAGCCCUUCGAUGCAAGGUGGCCGUCCUACUUCUGCAGUCAAUAGUUUCCCCGGUCAGGGUGUCUUGCCUCCGCCGUCGCAGCAUUCGGGCCAGCAGGCCUUUGCCGGGUAUCCUCAGUACGGUGGCUUGGGUACUGUGGGCGGUCAUCAGAAUACGCAUCAGAAUACCGGAUAUGGGGGUUAUGGAUCCAACACGGGCUUUGGGACUUAUGGUGGUUACGGAGGUGGCCGAGGAUGGAAUAACAGCUAUGGCUCAGGCCACUAA
This is a messenger RNA of Capronia epimyces CBS 606.96, 2613 nucleotides long. RefSeq lists its product as uncharacterized. Gene Ontology annotation, molecular function: ubiquitin binding. NCBI's taxonomy places the organism in Eukaryota, Fungi, Ascomycota, Eurotiomycetes, Chaetothyriales, Herpotrichiellaceae. The coding region runs from base 1 to 2613 and encodes 870 amino acids. The transcript is spliced from 2 exons. The record is from RefSeq and is a predicted model, not a curated record. Gene Ontology annotation, cellular component: cytoplasm; nucleus.